Molecule: messenger RNA, 2548 nt
Organism: Liolophura sinensis
Lineage: Eukaryota; Metazoa; Mollusca; Polyplacophora; Chitonida; Chitonidae
Product: serine/threonine-protein kinase VRK1-like
Exons: 12
Coding region: 51-1544 (497 amino acids)
Biological process (GO): protein phosphorylation
Molecular function (GO): protein kinase activity; ATP binding
Source: RefSeq, a predicted model, not a curated record
CAUAUUCUUGAAAAUGUGUACUCUAUGUAUAUUGCAGGAGACCAGAUACCAUGCCACCACGCGCUAAAGCAAGAGGAAGUAAAGCAAGCCUCAAUGACGCCAGAAAGCCAUCGAGGACAAAGGCAUACAAAAUCCCUCCUCCUCUACCAAGGGGGGAAAUCCUAACAGAUGUAAAGAAGAAACCGUGGAAGAUAGGACCGGGGAUAGGACAGGGAGGAUUUGGGCUUAUCUACUUAGCAUCAGAUGAUACAAGUCACUCAGUGGGGUCAGAUGCUGAAUAUGUCAUGAAAGUUGAGCCAAUCUCAAAUGGGCCAUUAUUCUGUGAACUUCAUUUCUAUCAGAGGGCAGCCAAAGCAGAGACAAUUGAGGACUUCCGGCAGAACAGAAAGCUGAACUACGUUGGAAUCCCAAACUAUGUGACCACUGGCCAACAUAGUCAUAAUGGUGUCGACUACAGAUUUCUUGUGAUGCACAGAUUUGGUACAGAUCUGCAGAAAAUCUUCGAGAGCUCUGGGAAGCUCUUCUCCAAGAAGACAGUGUUUUGCUUAGGCCUAAGACUGCUAGAUGCUUUGGAGUACAUGCAUACUAAUGAUUAUGUACAUGCUGACAUCAAGGCCGCCAACAUACUGCUGGGAUGUAAACGGGGAUGUGUCAAUCCAAAUGAGGUAUACUUGGUAGAUUUUGGCUUGGCCUACAGAUAUCAUGUAGAUGGCAAACACAAGGAUUACAAAGAAGAUCCACGGCGGGUCCAUGAUGGUACGAUUGAGUUUACCAGCAGAGAUGCACACAGGGGUGUGGUGCCGGCCAGAAGAGGGGACCUGGAAAUCCUGGGCUACUGUCUCCUACAGUGGCUGUGUAGUCGCCUACCCUGGGAAGACAAUUUGGAGGAUAAAGACUACGUCAGCGACUCUAAACACAGGUACAUGGAUAACGUGGACUUACUGAUGAAGACAUGUUUCCCAGCAGGAGAUGGGCCAGCUGAGCUCAAGCAGUACUUGAAAUAUGUGUCAGCGUUGAAAUAUGCAGAAAAACCAGACUACAAUAAACUACGAAAAAUGCUACGUACUGGUUUAGGGAAAAAAGGAGAUGAAUGGACAUUAGACUUGGAUGUAAACAGUACGCGACAAAAGCCCAUAGAACAAAAGAAGGCAAGAAAGAGAAAAAGUUCAGAAAAUCCAGGCAGCAGUCAGCCUAAAGUUGCCAAGGAAUCACCACAAGACGUGCAAGAGCCAUUGACACCAGCUAUGCGCGAGAGACUGGCCAAAAUGCGAAAUGGGUCCUCCUUAUCGCUUCCCAAGUCACUGGCUUGUGAUUCAGCAGCUGUGGGUGCCUCUGGGCGGAGUUCCUCCAAUAACAGCCUGGGGUCACAGAGAGCACGGAAAGCUGGCAGGAUCGCCCUUGUACAAGCUGGAGAGACAGAUCAGGACGUGUCAAAAGCCUCCACAUCCUGUUCAACGGGAAGAAGACGGGUGAAGAGGACCAAGGCAGUGACAACUGACAUGGCUGUACAGACUUCCCCAGCUAUCGGACGUAAACGCAGAUAACCAAUCAGUAGCUAGUGUCUGUAUACCUGCAAUAGUACUUCAUGCAAGAAGUCAAGAACUGCAUCAACCUUUAUCCACCUGUACAUGAAGCUGGGUUCACACAGAGUGAUGUAUGGCAUUGACUCAUCAAAUGAAGAUAGGACAAAUUCUAUUUUGCAAACUGUAUUCACAUGGUGUAACUUCUUGCAUUUCUCUUUUUUCAUUCAACAAGUCUAUACCACAAAUGCUGCUGUGUGAAUAAGGAUUUGCCAAAUUCUAAAGGUGGAUUGAAAAAAAGGACAAGUGCUAUUUCAUAAGCUACAUGCAGAGAAUACCAUUUGGUCAAUGCCACAAUGAUAACUUAUGAAAUUGCAUCAAUUGAACUGGUGGAAUUUGACAGGUUGACUUGAUCAGUGCACACUGUCAACAGGGUUUUACAUAAGCCGAUCACAUACCUAGAUUCUUUAAAUAUAUUUACAUGUUUAAGGAGAUUUUAGAUAUAGUUUCAUACAUUAAGACAGAUGUAAACACAACAAAUGAAGUGUCAGAUUCCACCAAGUAAUAUGUUCUAGUCUACUUUUAUAAAGUUAUGACGGAGAUUUGUAGAAGAGAAGUAGAUAAUACUAGGGUUCAUUUGUGUAUAUUUUGUGAGGUUUUAUCUUGCUGUGCAUAAGCCGUCCAGGCAAAUGUAAAUCAAUGCUUUGUACUUAAGGUAUUAUUUUACUAUCAUUUCUAUAUGAAUUACCUCUCAUUGUCUUUCAGUUUUGCUGAUAAUCUUGAAGAAACACAUUCCGCUGUAUCACUUGUAAAUAAUUCUAAUGAAAAUCGAAAUUCAAGAGAACUUUGCCAAGGAAAGUGCUUGUUUGUUCUCUUCUUCGGUUAUGUAAUAGGUGACCUUUUGUACCAGUGUGCUAGUGAAAAAUCCCAUUGCCACAUCACAUCAGAACAUGAUAUGCCCUGGUGAGCCAAAUGAACCUAUUCCUCAGAAACAGUAAAAAACUUUUUGUGUACAAUCAAUGUCUUGA